This is a messenger RNA of Solanum verrucosum, 1219 nucleotides long. RefSeq names its product isoflavone reductase homolog. The coding region runs from base 170 to 1096 and encodes 308 amino acids. Lineage: Eukaryota; Viridiplantae; Streptophyta; Magnoliopsida; Solanales; Solanaceae. The transcript is spliced from 5 exons. The record is from RefSeq and is a predicted model, not a curated record. Gene Ontology annotation, molecular function: oxidoreductase activity.
GCUGACUGCAUACAUUUCUGUAAUUCAUUCAAAGUAAUCUAAAUACCUAAUAUUUCUGUGUCUAAUGACUACUGGCAAUUAUAAAAGCGUGCCAUUUUGAGUGUUAGAAGUAAUAAUUGGCUCUCUACUCCUCUCUCUCAUCAAAGCUUUUUACCAGUUUUAGAAAUCAAUGGCCGGAAAAAGUAAGAUUCUGUUCAUCGGCGGUACUGGUUACAUCGGAAAGUUCAUCGUCGAAGCUAGUGCUAAAGCUGGCCACGACACAUUUGUCUUGGUUAGAGAAUCCACUCUUUCCAAUCCUAUCAAAACCAAACUCAUCGAUACUUUCAAAAGUUUUGGCGUCACCUUCCUCCAUGGAGAUUUAUAUGAUCAUGAGAGUUUGGUGAAGGCGAUAAAACAAGUGGAUGUUGUGAUUUCUACAGUAGGUCAUGCCCUUUUAGCUGAUCAGGUCAAGCUAAUUGCUGCUAUCAAAGAAGCUGGCAAUGUCAAGAGAUUCUUUCCCUCUGAAUUUGGGAACGAUGUAGAUCGUGUCCAUGCAGUUGAGCCUGCUAAAACAGCAUUUAAUACUAAAGCUCAAAUUCGUCGCGUUGUUGAGGCUGAAGGAAUACCAUUCACUUAUGUGACCACUUUCUUUUUUGCUGGUUAUUCUCUUCCAAAUUUGGCACAGCCUGGAGCUGCAGGUCCUCCCAACGACAAAGUUGUCAUCUUAGGAGAUGGCAAUACUAAAGCUGUUUUUAACAAGGAAGAAGACAUUGGUACCUAUACCAUAAAGGCUGUUGAUGAUCCAAAAACACUUAACAAAAUCCUCUACAUCAAACCUCCACACAGUAUAAUUACGUUAAACGAGCUGGUAUCCUUGUGGGAGAAGAAAACUGGAAAGAACCUUGAAAGAAUAUAUGUACCAGAGGAACAAGUUCUCAAGAACAUACAAGAAGCCUCGGUUCCAUUGAGUGUGGGAUUAUCGAUCUAUCACACUGCUUUUGUGAAGGGUGACCACACUAAUUUUGAAAUUGACCCAUCAUUUGGAGUAGAGGCAUCAGAGGUUUAUCCUGAUGUUAAAUAUACGCCGGUAGAUGAGAUUCUCAACCAGUAUGUCUGAAAAUAUAGAGUUCCUUCAUAUUAAGCAUAAGGUAAGGAGCUUCCUGCCUUUUCUAUGAUGUUACAUUAGUUGUUUUCAGAUGUAAACCAUUUGAGAUAUAUCUUCACUUUAAAUUCUUGUUUA